AUGAGUCGAGCAUUGAAGUCUGCAGAUUAUGUUAUGUCUUUAGAGAUGAUAGGUAAGGUCGUGUAUGGUGAUUGUAUUAACAGUUACAUCUUGAUGGCGACUUUUGCCAGACCAGAAAAUGCACUCAAGAGAGCUGAAGAGUUGAUAAACGUGGGGCAGACGCAAGAAGCCCUGGAGACUCUUCACAGUUUUAUUACCACAAGGAGGUAUAGAGCUUGGACUAAAACUCAUGAGAGGAUAAUGUUCAAAUAUGUCGAGCUAUGCGUCGACAUGAGAAGGGGAAGGCAUGCUAAAGAUGGCCUUAUCCAGUAUCGUGGCAUCUGCCAACAGGUUAAUAUUACUUCUCUAGAGGAAGUGAUAAAGCAUUUCAUGCAGUUGGCCACUGAGAAGGCUGAGCUUGCACGUAAUCAAGCUGAGGCUCUGGAAGAGGCCUUGGAUAUUGAUGACUUAGAAGCCGAUAAAAGGCCAGAAGAUCUGAUGCUAAGCUAUGUUAGCGGCGAGAAAGGAAAAGACAGAUCUGACCGCGAACUCGUUACUCCAUGGUUUAAGUUUUUGUGGGAAACUUACAGAACCGUUUUGGAAAUUCUCCGAAACAACUCAAGACUUGAAUCUCUGUAUGCUAUGACCGCACAUCGUGCCUUCAAGUUUUGCAAGCAAUACAAGCGUACGACAGAGUUUCGGAGACUAUGUGAAAUAAUUCGGAAUCAUCUGGCAAACCUGAACAAGUAUAGGGACCAACGGGAUAGGCCUGAUCUUACCGCUCCUGAAAGCUUGAAGUUUUAUCUUGAUACCAGAUUUGAGCAACUUAAAGUUGCUACUGAACUUGAACUUUGGCAGGAGGCAUUUCGUUCAAUUGAGGACAUACAUGGAUUGAUGUCCAUUGUUAAGAAAACUCCUAAAUCUUCUGCGUUGGUUGUUUUCUAUUCUAAGCUUUCCGAAAUUUUCUGGAUGUCAUCCAGCCAUCUUUAUCACGCUUAUGCAUGGCUUAAGCUUUUCACACUUCAGAAAAGCUUUAACAAGCACCUAGAUCAGAAGGAUUUACAGUUAAUAGCAUCAUCAGUUGUUUUAGCUGCACUUUCUGUACCUCCUUAUGACCGCUCAUAUGGUGCAUCUCAUUUGGAGCUCGAAAAUGAGAAAGAGCGGAAUUUAAGAGUUGCAAACCUUAUCGCUUUUGAUGUUGAAUCCAAACCUGAGAAUAGAGAAGUGCUUUCAAGGUCAUCACUGCUCUUGGAAUUGGUAUCCAAAGGAGUGAUGAACUGUGUUAGCCAGGAAGUGAAGGAUCUUUACCAUAUCUUGGAGCACGAAAAUCUUCCUUUUGACCUGACUCUGAAAGUGCAACCCUUGUUAUCGAAAAUUUCUAAGCUUGGUGGUAAACUUGCUUCUGCAUCUUCUGUACCAGAAUUGCAAUUCUCUCAAUAUGUUCCGUCUCUGGAGAAACUUUCUGCUCUGAGGUUGCUGCAACGGGUUUCACAGGUGUACCAGUCCAUGAAUAUUGACAACUUAUCAAGGAUGAUUCCUUUCUUUGAUUUUCCUACCGUUGAGAAAAUAUCAGUGGAUGCAGUCAAGAAUAAUUUUUUAGCAAUGAAAGUGGAUUACAGGAAAGGUGCCAUUUUCUUUGGUAAUAAGGGUCUUGAAUCAGAAGGCUUAAGGGACCACCUGUCAACAUUUGCCGAGUCUCUUGGCAAAGCAAGGGUCAUGAUCUAUCCUCCUGCAAAGAGAGUCUCUAAAUUGGGGGAAAGGCUUACAGAUUUGGUGGAAGUGGUUGAGAAAGAACACAAGCGACUUCUUGCUCGCAAAUCAAUAAUUGAAAAGCGCAAAGAAGAACAAGAACGCCAGCUUUUAGAAAUGGAACGAGAAGAGGAAGCCAAGAGGCUGAAAUUACAGAAGAUAACUGAGGAGGCGGAACAGAAAAGGCUUGCUAUUGAAUUUGAGCAAAUGAAGAAUGAAAGAAUCCGGAGGGAAAUCGAGGAGCGUGCGAUGGAAGAAGCUCAAACUUUGCUGCUAGAAGCUAAAAAUCGUAAUAAGAAGAAAGGAAAGAAACCUGGGAUAGAUGGAGAAAAUUUAACAAGGGAGGAGUUGAUGGAGCUUGCCCGUAAUGAUUUACUCAAGGAGAAGCAAGAAAUGGAGAAAAAGUUAGUGAAACUUGGCAAGACCAUGGAUUACUUGGAGAGGGCAAAAAGAGAGGAGGCAGCCCCACUUAUUGAAGCCGCGUUCCAACAGCGGUUAGUUGAAGAAGAGGCUUUACACGAGCUUGAACAGCAGAGAGAAGUCCAUGCAAGCCGACAGCGGCAUGCUGGAGAUCUCGAGGAAAAACGGAGGCUAAGCAGGAUGUUGGAAAACAAGAAAAUAUUCCAAGAACGAGUGCUGAACCUUCGGAAAUCCAAAUAUGAGUCGCUUAAAGCCGAUAGAGAAAAGAUGUUGGCAAGCAUUAUCCAGGAACGGAAAGAAGAACGCAAGGCCAAUAGAAAGUUGAUAUAUUUCUUGAGAUGUGAAGAGGAGAGGCAGAAAAGGUUGCAUGAAGAGGAGGAAGCACGCAAGCGCGAAGAGAUGGAGCGGAGAAAGAAAGAAGAAGCUGAGAGAAAAGCAAAGCUUGAUGAAAUAGCCGAGAAGCAAAGGCAGAGGGAGAGAGAGUUGGAGGAGAAAGAGAGGCAGCGCAGGGAAGAAAUCCUGGGGAGGUCCACGCCAUCAAAUACCCCAAUUGCUCCUCCUAAGACUACUUCCGAACCACCACCUGUGGAGGCAGCAACACCACCGACAGCCGGAAAGUACGUGCCGAGGUUCAAAAGAGUGGCUUCUGAGGUCCCACCUCCUGAAACUGCCGACAGGUGGUCCGGCAACAGGCCGGCCGAAGAAAAUCGAGCACCUCAAAAUUGGCGGGAUGAACGCCAAAGGCCUAGCUUCGGCGGUGGUGCCUCAAGGUCCACUUGGAGUUCCUCUAGGGGCCGUCCGGUUAACUAG
Striga hermonthica is the source of this 2958-nucleotide messenger RNA. Lineage: Eukaryota; Viridiplantae; Streptophyta; Magnoliopsida; Lamiales; Orobanchaceae. The record is from the annotation of a GenBank genome assembly.